AUGGAGAUUUUGUACUGAGUCCUGUUCUUAGUGCUCGGAUGUCACCUGAAGCUAAAGAAGCCACCCUGGGUGCACAUGUCAUUGACCAUGACAGCAUAUGCCCUGGUGGUGGUGUCUUACUUCCUCAUCACCAGAGGAAUAAUUUAUGAUGUUAUUGCAGAACCUCCAAAGGUUGGCUCUAUGACCGAUGAAUACAGGUACCAGAGGCCAGUAGCUUUCUUGGCCUACAGGGUAAAUGGACAGUGUAUUAUGGAAGCGCUUGCAUCCAGGUUCCUGUUUACGAUGGGUAGGGGCAGUUAGGUUUCAUAACCCUGGAUUGAUCCAAUGUACCUAACAUUCUGUCAUGCACUGAAUUGUGUCCCCCAAAAAUAUAUGUAUCAAUUUGGCUAGGCCAAGCUUCCCAGUACUGAGUAAUUGUCUACCGUUUUGUCAGCUGAUGUGAUUUUCCUAUGUGUUGUAAAUCCUAUGUCAAUAAUGUUGAUGAGAUGGAAUUAGUGGUAGUUAUGCUAAUGAGGCAAGACUCAAUCUACAAGAUUAGGUUUUGUAUUAAAUCAGUCUCUUUUGAGAUAUAAAAGAGAGACAUGAGCAGAGAGACAGAGGGACCUUAUACCACCAAGAAAGCAGCGCUGAGAACAGAGUGCAUUCUUUAUACCUGAGGUU
This is a messenger RNA of Loxodonta africana (African savanna elephant), 660 nucleotides long. Its product is annotated as oligosaccharyltransferase complex subunit OSTC-like. NCBI's taxonomy places the organism in Eukaryota, Metazoa, Chordata, Mammalia, Proboscidea, Elephantidae. The record is from RefSeq and is a predicted model, not a curated record. Gene Ontology annotation, cellular component: oligosaccharyltransferase complex.